Messenger RNA from Gloeophyllum trabeum ATCC 11539, 183 nucleotides. RefSeq lists its product as uncharacterized. Lineage: Eukaryota; Fungi; Basidiomycota; Agaricomycetes; Gloeophyllales; Gloeophyllaceae. The record is from RefSeq and is a predicted model, not a curated record. The annotation marks the transcript as partial. Gene Ontology annotation, cellular component: mitochondrial intermembrane space. The transcript has a single exon.
GCAUGCGAACUGCAGUCAUGCUUGAAUAAGAAUACGUACACUCCAGAGAAGUGCGAGAAGCACAUGCGAGAGCUCUAUCUGUGUUGCGACUCAAUGUACAAGGCUACGCAGGAUAAGGGCGAGUCAUCUGCCUGUCCUAUGCCCAGCGUCGUGAGGAGAUGGUUGAAAAACCACCCCCAAUAA